Messenger RNA from Phytophthora sojae, 1884 nucleotides. RefSeq lists its product as hypothetical. Lineage: Eukaryota; Oomycota; Peronosporomycetes; Peronosporales; Peronosporaceae. The coding region runs from base 1 to 1884 and encodes 627 amino acids. Gene Ontology annotation, cellular component: cytoplasm; membrane. The record is from RefSeq and is a predicted model, not a curated record. Gene Ontology annotation, molecular function: scavenger receptor activity. The transcript has a single exon.
AUGCACCUGUUCAACGCCUCGAACGCCGAGGCGUAUCUGGCUGGCGAGGCCUCCAAGCUGCAGCUGGACGAGGUGGGGCCCUACGUCUUCCGUCGCCGAGAGUUCAAGAUCGACAUCAACUUCCUGGACGAUGGCGCGCGCGUGAGCUAUAAGUCGUACACGUACCACACGUUCGAGGCCUCGCUGAGCUGCGACGGGUGCUCAGACGCGGACAAGUUCACGAGCUUCGACGUCGGGUACUUGAACGUCAUCGCCCAGGCGGGCGGGGAGGAGGCCUUCCUCCGGCAGCUCGCGGCCGGCUCCUUCUCCACGAACGAGACGGUGAUCAACGACGCCAUAACCAACUACGGGCCGCAGAUGAUGCGCUGGAUCAACGGUCUCAACUCGCUCGACCCUGUGGCGAUGAACACCGUCGUGAGUGGGGGCACCGUGCUGACCUUCUUGGCCACUGGCCCGGAAGCGAUCGCUGACCUGGAUCUGUCGGGCUUUGUCUACAACGGGCUCUUCGUGACGCGAACGGUGUCGCAGUGGGCGCUCGGGUACCCGAGUCUGCUGGCUGGACUGGGUCUUGGCAGCGAGUACGUCACGAGCUGCAAUGUGACGGACGGCUGGAACGACAAGUGCGCGAGCUGUGAGGGCGACGCGUGCCUCGACAUUUGGUACGAGUGCAAGCAGUGCGCGUUGGGCGCGAGCGUCGUCGCUAUCAACAACGUGACGUGCGGGAUCAUAGAGGAAAUCUACGCGCAGGAGUACGGAGAGGAAGAAGCGGCGACGUUCAGGGAUAACACGUGCGGCCUGUGCGAGGCCUUCGGGCUCUGCGCCGCGCCACUCCCGGGUAUCGCUGAAGACUCGGGGCUGGACUACUCGAAGACGCCGCCGUCCGCUGACGAUCUGGAAACGUACAUUCAGAUCACGGGGUGUGCCGACGACGCGGAGAUCCUCGACUACGUCGAGUUCAACGGCUACACGUCCACGGCGUUGUGGGUCACGACCCUGGUCGAGCAGCGGCGCAACCCGACACUGUCGGAGAUCAUUGCGUUCAACGACUACGGCAACUGCGCCAACCCGACGGCCAACCUCACGUGCAGUGCUGUCCAGGGCAACGACGCGACGAGCAUCAGGCCGGGUGGGGCUGGAAUCACAGGCUUCGACGACACACUCACGCAGAAAGCGUCCGACAUGUACUUGGACGAAGGCAAGCAGAACGUGACGCUCUACUCGACCGAGACGGAGGUCAACUACGAAGGUAUCACGUUGCACCGCUUCAGUCCGCCUAACGAUCUGCUGACCAACUCGGAAGACAACGACGACAAGGGAACCGGUUGGCCCGUGGAUGGAGUGCAGCCGCUGGCCUUCUCUGCGGGCUUCUUGGCCUACGUGUCCUACCCGCUUUACAUCUACGGCAACACGUCGCUGCUUGACGCAGUUGAGGUCACGAUGAUGGACGGCGUGGGGGCAUCAGGCGACACCAUGUACGAUGCCGACUCGGGCGAGCUCAAGCAGGAGUACGUGGACAAGUACGUGACGUACAUUGACGUGGAGGCCGGCACGGGCAAGACCAUGGUGGCGCACAAGAGGCUCAUGGCGUCGUACGCGCUGUCGUACUCGACUCUGAACCAGUCAGCGGCGAUGUCGGACGUGCUGUGGCCUGAACUGGAGGCCGAAGUCAUCUUCCCCGCGUAUUGGGGCGAGGAGAGCGCCACGGUCGGCAGCUCGUCGGUCGACUACUACCACUUGAUCCAGCACCUGCUCAAGUCGGUGAUCCCAGUGCUGGUCGUCGGGCUCGUGGUGGGGCUGGCGCUCGUCGGAGGAGGCUUCUUCCACCGCCGCAAGACAGCCAAGCAGCUGCACACCCAGCGGAAGGACCCAGCGGGGGACGUCUAA